Messenger RNA from Papilio machaon (common yellow swallowtail), 1445 nucleotides. RefSeq names its product IST1 homolog (gene Ist1). Bases 112 to 1215 code for a protein of 367 amino acids. Gene Ontology annotation, biological process: protein transport. The record is from RefSeq and is a predicted model, not a curated record. The transcript has 7 exons. Lineage: Eukaryota; Metazoa; Arthropoda; Insecta; Lepidoptera; Papilionidae.
UGUCAAAAUGAAAUGAGCCAUAAUUCUAUUUCUGUGAUUCAUGCAACAAACAAAUAAGUGUAAUACGUCUUACUCAUCAGUAGUUUUGUGAUAUUAAUUAAAGGCCACAAAAUGUUUUCUUCAAAUCCGAAUUACACGAAGCUCAAAACUCACUUAAGGCUGGCUGUAAACCGUCUUAAACUAAUUGAAAAAAAGAAAACCGAAUUAGCUUUAAAAGCUCGUAAAGAAAUUGCGGAAUACAUAGCUGCUGGCAAAACUGAACGUGCUAAAAUCCGAGUGGAACAUAUAAUCAGAGAGGAUUACAUAGUAGAAGCGAUGGAGAUUGUUGAAAUGUACUGUGACCUGAUACUAGCAAGAUUUGGUCUUGUUACUCAAAUGAAAGAAUUAGACGAAGGUUUAGCUGAAGCCAUAUCAAGUCUUAUUUGGGUUGCGCCACGAAUGCACACUGAUAUACAGGAACUUAAGGUAAUUUCAGAUUUACUGACAGCAAAGUAUGGUAAGAUUUAUGCAGAUGCAUGUCGCAAUGAAGAUGUGAACACAAUAAGUGACAAACUGAAACACAAGAUGUCUGUACAGAGUCCACCCAAAAUACUUGUGGAGAGAUAUCUGAUAGAGAUUGCUAAGAAAUAUAAUGUAGAAUAUGAACCCGAUGAACAAGUUAUGAGAGAGGAACAGGGUCGAGAUGCAUUAUUAAUUGACAUCAAUGGGCCACCAAUGCCUCCAGGGUUUAUAGGCUUUCCCUCGCAACCCCCUAUGCCCCAGAUGCCCAGCAUGCCUGGUUCUACUGUGCAGCCAUUCUCUUAUCCUUCUGGUCAACCUUCUGGUGGUAAAGCUGGUGGAUUUAUAGCAAAUCCCCAAAACAAUUAUCCGAGUGGCCCCAGUGGUUCACCAAUGAACUAUAACUUGCCGCCAGGAGUUGACUCAAAGAAUUUAAGCAACAGUUUUCUUCAGGAAGAAAUGCAUAAUCUACCGCCUGCUUAUGAUAGUAUAGCACAUGAUAUGCCGGCACAUGUGCCGACACCACAGCCGAGGUCUCGUGUACCACAGAACUACUUCCCGGAACUGCCAGAGUUACCAUCAGUACCAUCAGACUUACCACUACCCUCCGUACCACAUAGCAACAGCAACAACACUCCUAAUGAAUCCAGUGCUCCAGAUGAAAUAGAUUUUGAAGAUCUCAACAGACGCUUUGAGGAGUUAAAGAAGAAAAAGUAAACGGGAGUGGCUGUAAGUUUGUAUAUUUAACUUGGCACAUCAAUACCAAGGAUACUUUUCUACUUGGUGUGCCAACUUAAGUAUUAGUUGUACAAUGCUUGCAUAUAUAUGUAAAUUUAUAAAGGAAAAUAAUAAUUAAUUGUAGCUUGCUUUCAAAAUUACUGUUUUAAGAAGGUAAGUAAAAAUGUCCCUACAUAUGCUGACUAUGGUCCUCAGAAAAGAGGACCCCC